Hypanus sabinus (Atlantic stingray) is the source of this 9738-nucleotide messenger RNA. It is a transcript of the gene cutc, whose product is annotated as cutC copper transporter homolog (E. coli). Gene Ontology annotation, molecular function: protein dimerization activity; copper ion binding. The record is from RefSeq and is a predicted model, not a curated record. Lineage: Eukaryota; Metazoa; Chordata; Chondrichthyes; Myliobatiformes; Dasyatidae. The transcript is spliced from 9 exons. The coding region runs from base 96 to 851 and encodes 251 amino acids.
GCCAAUCAGAGUUGAGGUUAUGGUCGGGAGUGACGGCUGAAGGAGCUUGAGGAGGUUCUCCGUUCCCGCUCGGUGUGGGAUUUUCUCAAUGUUAAAUGGCGCCAGGCAUCCUGAUGGAGGUGUGUGUGGAUUCUGUGGAAUCAGCCAUUAGUGCUGAAAGGGGAGGGGCAAGUCGGAUUGAACUGUGUUCCAGUUUGGUGGAAGGCGGCAUCACCCCUAGUAUUGGGUUGCUGCAGGUGGUUAAACAGUAUGUGAAGAUCCCAGUGUUCGCUAUAGUCCGCCCGCGAGGAGGGGACUUCCUCUACACCGACAGCGAGAUCGAAGUCAUGAAGGCCGACAUCAAGAUGGCCAAAGCCAGUGGUGCAAAUGGCAUUGUGUUUGGGGUAUUGACGGAAGAUGGAAGGGUUAACUGUGAAGUCUGCAUGGAUUUAAUCGCUGAAUCACGACCCUUGCCUGUGACUUUUCAUAGAGCUUUUGACAUGGUGCAUGACCCCUCUACGGCACUGGAAUGUCUCAUCUCAUUGGGCUUUGACCGUGUCCUCACCAGCGGAUGUGACAGCACUGCCCUUGAGGGGUUGCCAACUCUCAAGCACCUGGUAGAACAGGCAAAACAAAGGAUAAUUGUUGUAGCAGGUGGCGGAAUAACAGAAAGAAACCUGCAGCGGAUUCUGGAAGGCUCUGGCAUCUGCGAAUUUCACUGUUCUGCUCGAUCUUCCCGAGACUCUUUAAUGAAGUUUCGAAACAACUCGGUCUCAAUGGGAGCCUCCCUCUCCCCGCCAGAGUACAGCGUGAAAGUGGCAGACAUCUGUAAAAUUCGAAUGCUGAAUGCCAUUGCCAAGGACAUUGUAUAAAUAUGAGGAGCAUCAAGCCUGGGUAAAGAAGGAACGAAGAGGAGCUACAAGGAAGAAUUUACAUGUUUUAAUGUGGGUCUUGUCAUUUGAAAAAUGGUGCCUUAGUUACUGCCUGAGAAAGGAGCAGCUGGGAUAAUUGGACUGAAAAGGAGUUUUAAUGGAUGGGGAGAGCCUGUCUGCAUCUCUUUCGAAGAUCAUGAACCAUCAGGUCUAGUUUAAAUGUUCUGCAGUUCAUGCCUAACCAUAUGAAGAUGGAACUCUUCCCACUCAAAGUGCAUGGAGUACAAUCUCCAGUUAACAAUUAAAAACUUGUCUGGUUGGACCUCUUUUUCUGUUAUAAUAUCCCCUUCUCUUCCACUUCCCUCCCUUUCUUCAAUGUGUGAUUCUUUGUUGGGAUAUAGGUCCACGGUGCCUAACUCAGUUGUGUGUGACACCAUUCAGGUUGGCCACUCUCAGUUCUACCUGGCCACAGAUGUCUGCAUCCUCUCUAAAUCUGCAAUGGGAAGCAUUGACGAGUUCCUUUCAACCCAGCUAUGAUACUCCUGAUGUCCAGCUGAAACUUGGAACUCCGCAUAGGCUAGGGAUUAAAGCUGGGGUGCUUCUGCCCUGUGUUAUCCCUGGAUAAGGCCAUAAAACAUAGGUGCAGAAUUAGGACAUUCAGCCCAUUGAGUCUGUUCUGCUAUUCCAUCAUGGCUAAUUUAUUUUCCUUCUCUCCAUAACCUUUAAUGCCCUUACUAAUCAAACUCCACUUUAAAUAUACUCCAAUGGCUUGACCUUCACAGCUGUCUAUGGCAAUGAAGUUCACAGAUUCACCAGCCUCUAGCUUAAAAAAUUACAUCUCAUCUCUGUUCUAAAGGGACAUCCUUGUACUUUGAAGCUGUGUCCUCUGGUCCAAGACUCCUACUACUGGAAACAUCCUCUCUAUGCCACUCUGUCCAGGCCUUUCAAUAUUUGGUAGGUUUCAAUGAAAUUGCUGUUUAAUCCCCCCUCAUUUUUCUAAACUCACUGAACCAUCAGGGAAACAAUUUUACAGUUGCAAAAUAUGCUUCAUAUUGCUUUUGUCCUGAAAUACCCCAAUAAUUUGAUAGCUUUUUGUUGGUUUUAAUUCAACUGCUUUUGAUAUGAUCAAUUAUUCAAUAAUUGAUAUAAAAGUUGAUGUCAUGCCAAAAAGUUGAUGUCACCAGUGCCUCUGCUUCCUUAGGAAGCUAAAGAAAUUCAGCAGGUUCCCAUUGAUUCUUACCAAUUUUUAACAAUGUACUAUAGAAAACAUUCAUUCUGUCUGGAUACGUUACGAUUUCAUAUCACAACUGCUCUGCACUUUAUUGAAAAAACUGUUCAGUGCAUCACAGGAACCCACCGCCCUCCACUAACUUUCUUUACCUCUUGCUGCCUGAAGCAGUCAGCAUAAUCAAAGACCCCAUCCGCACCGAGCAAUCUCUCUUCCUCUUCCUCCCAUUGGGCAGAAGAUACAAAAGCUUGAAAGCACCUGUUAUCAGGCUGAAGGACAGUUUCUAUCCUGUUGUUAUUGGGCUUUUAAACAGACCUUGUACAACAAGAUGGACUCUUGGCCUUACAAUCUACAUGGAUAUGAUCUUAUACGUACUUUAUCGUUUACCUGCACUAUACUCUUCUGGUUCAUUUUAUUCUGCUUUGUAUAUCUUAUUCUAUCACAAGGCACUGCGUGAUGAUUUGAUCUGUAUGAACAGUUUGUAAGACAAGCUUCUCACUGUAUCUGGGUAUAUGUGACAGUAAUAAUCUAAUGCCGUGAGUUAGCGCGUGGCCUAGUGGGCAAGGCAUCAGACUAGUAACCUGAAGGUCACUGGUUUGAACCUCAGCUGAGGCAGAGUGUUUGUGUCCUUUAGCAAGGCACUUAACAACACAUUGCUCUGUGACGACACCGGUGCCAAGCUGCAUGGGUCCUAAUGCCCUUUCCUUGGACAACGUCGGUGGCGUGGAGAGGGGAAGGCCUGCAGCUUGGGCAACUGCCGGUCUCCCAUACAACCCUGCCCAGGCCUGCGCCCUGGAAACCCCAGGCGCAGAUCCAUGGUCUCUCGAGACUGAUGGAUGCCACCAAUCUAAUGCCAGUAUCAGUACCAUGCUGAAGCAAACUAAGAAACUAAUAUCAUUAUUUCUUUGUAUGUUAGUUUUCUGCCUAGAUAGUGAGAUUUCAUCGUAGAAUUAGGAGUUUAGAAUCAUAGAACCAUACAGCAAGAAACAGUGCCUUCAGCCCACCACCAAGCUCCAAUCCAUUUACCAGUGAUCCUUACCCUGGUGAUUUACGUGCUGAUUGAGAUGGUCCCUGUGAGAGUCUGUGCCUUCCCUACGCGCUCAGUCAUUGCGUUCCAGAUCCAACCACUCAGAGUAAGAAAUUUGCCCCGUUGAUCCCCUCAAAAACCUCCUUGCCCAAACCUACUCUGUGUAGUUUUAGGCACCCUACUAAAAUUGCUGAUUUGGUUUAUUCUUGUCAGAUGCACUGAGAUGCAGUGGGAAGUUUGACUUGCAUACCACCUCUACAGUAAUACAUAGGAAAACAAUAACAGAAUGCAAAAUGAAGUGUUACAGAGAAGGUGCAGGCAGAUAUUAAGGUGCAAGGCCACAACAGGUUAGAUGCUGUGGCCAGGAGUCCAUCUUAUCAGACAGGGAGACUACUCAGUAUAGAAAUGGGAUAGAAGCUGUCCUUGAGUCUGGUGGUAGGUGUUUUCAGGCUUUUGUAUCUUCCGCCUGAUUGGAGAGGGAAGAAGAGAGAAUAUCUGGGGUGGACGGGGUAUUUUAUUACGCUGCCUACCACGGCGUUGAGAAGUUUGGAAGGCAUCCCUGGAGGGGAGGAGGCUGAUUUCCAUGAUGCGCUGAGCUAUGUUUUGCAGAGAGACGUUUCUUGUUAAAUCUUUAUACAAUAAGUAGAGCCCAUUGGUUCUACUGUCCCUUGCAGCAAAGUUCUCUGGACCACCACAGCUUGAUGUGUUAAAUGAUUCCUAAUGUUGAUUUCAUAGCCAGUCUCCCUAAACAUGUGUCUUCUGAUCACAGGCACCCAGCUCUCCUCAUUCUAUCUGUCAUAGAACACUGCAGCACUGAAACAGGUCCUUUGGCCCAUCUAAUCCGUGCCAAGCUAUUAUUCUGCCUCGUCCCAUUGACCUGCACAUGAACCAUAGCCCUCCGUACUCCCCCUAUCCAUGUACUUAUCCAAACUUCUCUUAAAUGUUGAAAUCAAACUCCCAUCCACCACUUCUGCUGGCAACUUGUUCUUCAUUUGCAAAAUCCUCAGUGAAGAAACGCUCCCUCAUGUUGCUCCUCAGUCAUACAUAACUUUAAAUAUUCUAUUCUAAGGAGAUCUGUCACAGCUCCUCUGGUGACGUUCCUCAUUCCCUGGAUCCUUCCAAUACACCUCAUUAAUAAAUCUCUUCUAUACCAACUCAAAGACCUUGACCAUGUUCUCCAUUUGUGAGUCUCAGGUUGAUUGCAAUCUUUCAGCUGAGGCCAGACCAGUUAUGUUUAUACUUUCUCAUCUAAGCUUUCUUUUUAAAAUAAAUUCAAGAACCGUUUACUUUUUAAAAUAACUUACUGCAAUUAUUCUGUCACUGUUAAAGACUUCUGAUAAUGCAACAUUUUUUUUUGUGGAAGGCCAAAACCAGAAGAGCUUCAUUGUUGAAUCACUAAAAUCUCUUGGGAAUGUUUCAAAGAUUCAUUUUAAUAUCAGAGAAUCUAUACAGUAUACUACCUGAAAUGCUUACUCUUCAUGAAAUGAAGACAACCAUGAAACAAGAACCCCAUAGAAUGAAUGAUAGAAACAUCAAAGCCCGUCCUGUCCCCCUCCCACUCAUGUCAGCAGAGGCACUGACACCCCCCCCCCAUGCAAGCAGCAGCAGAAGCCCCCCCAAAGAGACCCCAAUCCAUCAAAGCUACAGUCCAUAACCCAACACUUCAAGCAUCUGGCCAUCAGGGAAGAGAGAGGUUGCCCCCCAACGACGAGAGUGGAGACCAGAAACUUGUUCUGAUGUUACGAUCUUCCACGUUGCUUCUCUCUUUCUCCAUCAGAGAGAGAGAGGGAGCACUUGAGUACAGGGGCCUUCUGCUGGCAGCCGGUGAUUAGCAAACCCCAUUGCCCGCUGUCCCGAUGCUUCAGUCAGCGCAGUAGGCAAGAAGCUGAGCCACUUCCUGAAGGCACAAGUUUUCCAGGCCAUACCUAGAGAUAGUGAAGCGCUAGGCCACACAGCUGGUGCAAAAACCCACUGCUUGCCAAGUACUGUAUUUGAAUCGCGGUUCACAGAUCCCAACCCCCUUGAAAAGAAAAGAAAGACAUAAGGAGAAUAAGCUGUUUGUAGACAAACUGGAAGAAAACUGCUGAUGCUAACUUUGUUGUUUUAUUAAGAAAUACAGCGCAGUAACAGGCCCUCUGUCCCAAUGAGCUCACGCCACCCAGUUACACCCAUGUCAUCAAUCAGUUGACUAACCUUUGGAAUGUAAGAGGAAACACAUACUCAUGGGGAGAACAUACAAACUCCUUAUACAUAGCAGUGGGAAUUGAACUCAGGUUUCAAGCACUAUAAUAACAUUAUACUAUCUGCUACGCUAUUGCGGUGUCCUCAACUCUGAAACUGUGUGUCCCCAGUAAAUUGGCAUAACGUAGUCAGCCCUAUCUUUACCAAUUCAGUCCUGUUCCAAAGCCCAACAGUGAGCCUGAAAUGAUCAGGAGCAGGUGUGAUCCCAGGCAAUUGAUAACAGUGACCAAUAAAGGGCAGUUUUACUGCUUUUUGAUCCUACAAAAUACUAAUAUCACCAAACUCAUCAAUGUUUUCUAUCAUUUCAGCUUCCUUUUAAAGAUUCCAUUCUCUAUGGCAAAGCAGUCUAGUUAAUUGGGCCCAGAAAGCUCAGGAAGCCAAACUUUGGGAAGACAAACCAGGGUAGGAGUGUGAUAGAACAAAGGGAUCUUGGAAUACGGAUCCACAAUUCCUUGAAAGUGGUGUCACGGUUAGAUAGGAUUGUAAAAGGAGCUUUUGGCAUCAUAAAUUUGAGCACAGGAUGACAACAAAAUUGGGGAUGCAGUGGGCAGCAAGGAAGGUUAUCAUGGCUUGCAGAGGGAUCUGCACCAGCUGGGGAAAUGGUCUGAAAUAUGGCAGAUGGAAUUUAAUGCAGACAAGUGCAAGGUGUGGCACUUCGGUAAGACCGACCAGAGUAGGUCUUACACAGUGAACUGUCAGGAACUGAGGAGUGCAGUAGAACUAACGGAUCUGGGAAUACAGGUCCAUAAUUCAUUAGAAGUGGUGUCACAGUAGAUAAGGUUGUAAAGAAAACUUUUGGCCUAUUGCCCUUCAUAAAUCUUAGUAUUAAGUACAGGAGUUGGGGUGUUACGUUGAACUUGUAUAAGACAUUGGUGAGUUUUGUGUCCAGUUGUGGUCACCUAGAUACAGGAACAUAUCAAUAAGAUUGAAAGAGUACAGAGAAGAUUUACAAAGAUGUUGCUGGUACUUGAAGACUUGAGUUAUAAGGAAAGGUUGAAUAGGUUAGGACUUUAUUCCCUGGAGGAUGAGGAGAGAUUUGAUAGGGGUAUACAAAAUAAUCAGGGGUAUAGAUAGGGUAAAUGCAAGUAGGCUUUUUCCACUGGGGUUGGGUGAGACUAGAGAUAGGAGUCAUAGGUUAAGGGUGAAAGGUAAAAUAAUAAAGGGGAACCUGAGGAGGAAGGCCAUCACUCAGAGGGUGGUGCAAGUGUGAAAUGAACUGCCAGCCAAAGUAGUGGAUGUGGGUUCGAUUGCAAGGUUUAAGGAAAGUUUGGAUAGGUACAUGGAUGGGAGCGAUAUGGAGGGCUGUGUUCCAGAUGCCAGUCGAUGGGACUAGGCAGAAUAACAGUUUGGCAUGGACUAGAUGGGCUGAAGGGCUCAUCUGUGCUGUAGCACUCUAUGACUAUGGAGUUUAACCUGGUCAAAUAUGAGCCAUUGCUUUUUGGAGAUCAAAUGUAAAGGGACAGCACGAUGUUAAAUACUGAGGUGCUAUGGAGUUCAACACGAGGGAUCUUAAGGUACAAGUCUAUUAUGCCUUGAAAAUGGCUACACAUGUUGUUAGGAUGGUGAAGAAGACAUAUGGCAUGUUUGCCUUUAUCAGUUGAGGCUCUGACAUUACCCCAACCCUAUACUUCACAAAAAUCAGCUUAAAAUUAUGCCCUCUAGUAUUAGUCAUUUCUGCCCUGGAGAAAAGUACUGGCUGUCCAUUCCUAUCUGUGCCUCUUAUCAUCUUGUACAUCUCAUUCAAGUCACUUCUCGUCCUCCUUCACUCCAAAGAGGAAAGUACUAUCUCGCUCCACCUCUCUUCAUAACACAUGUUUUCUGGUCCAGUUAUCAUCCUGGUGAAUCUCCUCUGCACCCUGUAUAAAGCUUCCAUCUCCUUCCUAUAAUGAGGGGAUCUGAAGUCUUAUUAAGGCACUGCUCCUUGAAGUUGUCCUUGGUGACUAUUAUAUGAAUGCUGACAUUCUUAGAGAUGCUGCUACAGAAAUUUCUUGCACCAAGUAGUCCAUUCCUAGAGUCAUAGACAUAUGCAAUAUGGAAAUAAGUCCUUCAGCCCAUGAAGUCCAUGCUAAUUGUAAACCACCCACAAAUCCUGUGUUAGUCCCAUCUUUUUAUUCUGCUUCUCACCUACAAACUAGGAGCAAUUCACAUUCCCCAGUCAGUUUACCUACCUGCUCCUCUUUGGGAUGUGGGAGGAAACCAGAGCACCCAGAGGAAAUCCAUAUGGUCACAGGGAGAGCAUCCAAACUCCCCACAGACACGGUUACAGGGAACAUACAAACUCCACACACACAGCACUCAAUGUCAGGAUCGAACCUAGGUCUUCUGAGCUGUGCAGAGAGGUUCUACUCAAUAAAUGCUGGAGAAAAUCGACAGGUCAGGCAGCAUCUAUGGAGAGGAAUGAAGAGCCCAUGAGUUGGGAUGAGAAGAUUCAUCAACUUGUGUUAACUCAUAACAGAUGUGUGCAAAAUUGGUAAAGUCAGCAUUAAUAUGAUUUACAUCUUUACAGAGUCCUCUUUUUCAGUGGUUGGUAAUUGCUGACGUGUACUGAAGUACAGUGAGAAUGUUUUGCUUGCAUUUAAUCCAGACAGAUCUUCCAUACAAUAGGUGAUGGAAAAGGAACAAAAAAACACAAAAUGCAGAAUAUAGUAUUAUAGUUACAGAGAAAAUGCAGUGCUGGUAAAUAAAUAAAAUGCAAGGGCCAUGAUGGGGUAGAUCAAGAGGUCCACUUUAUCACACGAGAUCUUCCCAUGACCAAUAGUCUUACUACGGUGGGGUAGAAGCUGCCCUUGACGGUAUGUGCUUUCAAGCUUCAGUCAUCUUCUGUCAAUGGGAGAGGGGAGAAGAGGGAAUGGCCAGAAUAGGUGGUUCUUUGAUUCUGCUGGCUGUUUUACCGAGGAAGCAGGAAGUGUAGAUGGUGUUCAUUGGAGUGGAGGCUGGUUUGCAUGACAAACUGGCUGAAUUCUCAGCUCUGUCGUUUCUAGCAGUCUCAGCGCAGUAAUUGGGGACAUGCCCAAUUUCCUUAGCCUUCUGAGAACUUUUAGGACAUUUUCUCUUUUCCCCUCUUCCACUAGGGCAGAAGGUAUAAAAGCUUGAAAGAACAAACAACAUAAUUAAACAUAUCUUCUACCCCAAUGUUAUAAGGCUAUUGAAUAGUUCCCUGGUAUAAAAUGGAGUCUUGGUCUUACAGAUUAUGUUGUUAUGAUCUUAUAGUUUACCUACACUGCCCUUUCUCUGUAGCUGUUGCACUUUAUUCUGUAUUCUGUUAGUCUUUACCUUAUUCUAGCUCGGUACACUGUGUAAUGAUUUGAUCUAUAUGAAUAAUAUGUAAAGCUUUUCAUGGUAUCUUGGUACACGUGACAAAAAUAAACCAAUUCCAAUUCCAAUACAACAGUUGUAGAACUUCCUCAAUACCAGGAGUCCUAAGACAUUUAAUUGCCAGUGGAGGAAAAUUACCCUUUUGAAGCAUAGUCUCCAUCACAGAUGGGAAAAGAGAUCGAAGUUUCAGGCCAAGACCCCUCCAUAGAUGUUGCCUGACUUGCUGAGUUCCUCCAACAUUUUGUAUCUGUUGCUUAAGAAUUUUAGCAUCGGCAGGAUCUCUUGUGUUUACGAGAAACACAAUAUACAUCUAACAUAAUCAACAAUGUGGUAACCAUCAUUUCAGCAGGCAGUUGGUUGAGAGAGAUGGAGAUUGGACAGACACUGAGAUAUAUUUCCAGCUCCUUUCUGAUGGCCCAUGAGAUCUUUCAAACUGAGAGUGCAAGAGCUUGCAAUUUCACAGUGGAGUUGUCCGCUCUGACAGUGCAGCAUCUUAGUCCAGAAACAGAGUCUCAGCAAGAGGCUUUGAACUUCAGCUGCUGCUCUCCCCAGGGUCUGAAGUGAUUAAUGCUGUGAGAUGUGGACAUAGCUCAGUCCUUCAUGGAAACAUCCCCAGCCACCACGGGCACUUCUCAAUGUCUUGGUAAAGCAGCAGGCAUAAUUGAAGACCCCGCCUACCCCAGGACCUCUCUCUUCACGAUCAGGGUUCAAUUCCCCCUGCUGUUUGUAAGGAUCUCUCCAUGACCAUGUUGUAUUCCUCUGGUUUCCCACAUUCCAAAGACAGACGGGUUAGUAACAGUACAUUGUGGACAUGCUGUGCUGGCAACACUUGUGUCUGACUCCAGCACACCCUCGGAUCAGUAUUAUUUAUUGUCUAUGAUCAUUGAUGCAAGCAACGCAUUUCACUGCACGUUUGGACAUUUUGCUAUACUUGUGACAAAUAAAGCUAAUUUCUCCCCCUCCCUAUCAGGGAUAAGAUACAAAAAUUGAAAGCACAUUUACAAAGCUCAAGGACAGAUUCUAUACUGCUGUAAUAAGACUGUUGAACGAUCUCCAAGAAAAAUAAAGAUGGACUC